AUGAACCUGGUAGGAAGGAGCUUGGCUCUGGGCUGGAUGACUACCCUCUUGGUGGUACAGGUGUCCGGCAAGCACUCCAGGUGGGCACUGAAUGCCAAGACCCAGGCGUUAUGGGACUUGAGUCCUCAAGAGCUGGAGUAUGUACACAACUUCCUGGUGAACAGGAGAGAGCUGGAGCUGCAGUCAUCCAAGGUGCUGACGUUGGCCAAGAACUCUGUGUUUCUCAUUGAGAUGCUGAAGCCUAAGAAGUAUGAGGUACUGGAUUUCCUAGAUAACGGAUCCAUGCCACCCGUACGGGAAGCCCAUGUCCUCAUCUACUUUGGUGCCCAAGAGUAUCCAAAUGUCACUGAGUAUGCUGUGGGGCCAGUUGAACAGCCCAUGUACAUGAGAAAACUGAGCCGCAAGGGAGGCCAGGAGCUGUCAUGGGCAUCUAGACCCAUGUCCAAAGUAGAGCUGUCUGUCCUCCUCUUCCAUACUCUGAAGACAGCCACCAAGCCCUUACAAGAGAUUUUCUUUGGUAUCACUGGCUUCACACUACAAGACUGCAAUGGCAGCUGUCUGACCUUCACUAAUGUUGCCCCUCAUGCUAUGACCUUCAGAAAGCGCUGGAGCUGGUUUCUAUUGCAACGCUUGGUGAAUGGCUACUUCCUGCAGCCCACAGGGCUAGAGAUCCUUGUGGAUCAUGGGAGCAAAGAUGUCUAGGACUGGAGAGUGGAGCAGGUCUGGUAUAAUGGCAAGGUCUAUAACAGCCCAGAGGAACUGGCUCAGAAGUAUGCAGAUGGAGAAGUGGACAUAGUGGUACUCGAAGACCCACUGCCCAAGAUUUCACCACAGUACUCAACCUACAAGCCCAGUGCUGAAUUCCCCAAGCCUAUCAGCAAGGGUGGUCCUCAAGUGCUCCAGCCCAGUGCUGAAUUCCAAAUACCCAUCAGCAAGGAUGGUCCUCGAGUGCUCAAGCCCAGUGCUGAAUUCCAAAUACCCAUCAGCAAGGGUGGUCCUCGAGUGCUCAAGCCCAGUGCUGAAUUCCAAAUACCCAUCAGCAAGGGUGGUCCUCGAGUGUUCCAGCCCAGUGCUGAAUUCCAAAUACCCAUCAGCAAGGGUGGUCCUCAAGUGCUCCAGCCCAGUGCUGAAUUCCAAAUACCCAUCAGCAAGGGUGGUCCUCGAGUGUUCCAGCCCAGUGCUGAAUUCCAAAUACCCAUCAGCAAGGGUGGUCCUCAAGUGUUCCAGCCCACGUUCCGGUAUAGCCUAAAACACAACACUGUGAUCUACGGGGACUGGAGCUUCUUCUUCAAGCUGUACUCUUCUUAUGGGCUUCAGCUCUUUAAUGUGUACUUCGGGGGUGAGCGGAUCGCCUAUGAGAUUGGUGUGCAAGAGGUUAUGGCACUGUAUAGAGGACACACAGCUGAAGGAAGGGAGACCAAGUACGUGGAUGUGGGCUGGGGCCUAGGAGGUAUCACUCACCAGUUAACUCCAGGCAUUGACUGUCCCGACACAGCCACCUUCCUGGACGUCAUCCACUACUCUGACAGUGACAGCCCUGUCCUCUAUCAACGAGCCCUCUGUAUCUUUGAAGUGCCCAAAGGAGUCCCCCUUAGACGGCACUUCAACUCCAACUUCAGAAAUAGCUUCAGUUCCCAUGCCAGGCUAAAUGGACCCAUGCUGGUUCUGAGGACAACAUCGACAAUCCACAAUCAUGAUUACAUCUGGGACUUCAUAUUCCACCCCAAUGGCGUGAUGGAGGGCAAGAUGUAUGCCACUGAUUAUGUCCACGCCACUUUCUACACCUCAGAAGGGCUGGUCCACAGCACUCACCUGCACAGCCACCUACUUGGAAACAUCCACUCCCACCUCGCACAUUACCGAAUUGACCUGGAUGUGUCAGGUACCAAGAACAUAUUCCAGACACUGAGGAUGAGAGUGGAAAACAUCACCAGUCCCUGGACCCGGAGGAGCCAGCAGGUCAAGCCCAUACUUGACAAGACUCAGCACUUCUGGGAGCGCCAGGCAGCCUUCCACUUCAGACAGACUCUGCCCAAGUACCUGCUUUUUAGCAAUGCUGGGAAAAGUGUGCUAGGUCACAGUCGGAGCUACCGCCUGCAGAUCCCCUCUGUGGCUGAGCAAAUGCUGCCCCCAGGCUGGCAGAGCUCACCAGCUUUCACAUGGCCCAGGUACCAGCUGGCAGUGACGAAGUACCAGGAAGCCGAGCGAUUCCACAGCAGCCUGUACAACCAGAACCACCACCGGGCUUACCCUAUGGUCUUUGAGGACUUUGUUCACAACAAUGAAAACAUUAAAGAUGAGGACUUGGUGGCCUGGGUGACUGUGGGCCUCUCACACGACCUCCAACCUGAGGAUGGCCCCAACAUGGCGACACAAGAGAGCUCUGCAGGAUUCUUGCUCCAGCCAUGUGAUUUCUUCCAGGGCUUCCAGAGAUAUACAGCAUCUCCGACUCAUUACCAGUGUGUAUGCUGA
Molecule: messenger RNA, 2472 nt
Organism: Peromyscus californicus insignis
Lineage: Eukaryota; Metazoa; Chordata; Mammalia; Rodentia; Cricetidae
Product: amiloride-sensitive amine oxidase [copper-containing]-like
Biological process (GO): amine metabolic process; response to antibiotic
Cellular component (GO): plasma membrane
Molecular function (GO): diamine oxidase activity; primary methylamine oxidase activity; copper ion binding
Source: RefSeq, a predicted model, not a curated record